AUGAUUACAAUGUUGUCAUCGGUGGCGUUAUUGGCGGUGAUCGGCGGAGCAUGGUGGGUUUGGACGGUGAUGAGGUGGGUCUGGCUCAGACCAAGAGCCAUCGAAAGAUGUUUGAGGAAACAAGGUCUGAAUGGACCGGAAUACAGAUUGUUGCAUGGAGAUAUGAACCAGAUGGCCACCAUGGCUCGCCACGCCGCCGUGAACUCCAAACCGAUGAGCUUUUCCGACGACUUUCUACCCACCAUUCUGCCGUUCCACCACCACAUCAUCCAGACCUAUGGUAAAAAUUCGUUUGCGUGGAUGGGACCGAUCGCAAGGAUCAACGUCAUGGAUCCAGAACUAAUCAAAGAGGUUCUAGUGAACAAUAGGGUUUACAAGAAACCAACCCCCAACCCGCUCGUUAGGUUUCUGGUUUCUGGGAUGACGAGCUACGAAGAUGAAAAAUGGGCCAAACAUCGCAAGAUUGUUGCACCUGCUCUUACUCAAGACAAAUUGAAGCAUAUGUUUUCGGCUAUGUACACGAGCUGUAACGACAUAUUAGUGACCGAAUGGUCGAAGUUGGUUUCGAAGAAUGGCUGGUGCGAGUUAGACGUGCAACCUUACAUCGAUGAUUUUGCAAGCGAUGUGAUUUCUCGAAACGCUUUCGGGAGUAGCUACGAACAAGGUAGAAGGAUAUAUCGACUUCAAAAAGAACAAGCCGUGCUCACACGUCAAGUUCUACAGACGGUGUACCUCCCUGGAUGGAGGUUUUUACCAACCAAAACGAACAAGAGAAUGAAGCAAAUCGAUAAUGAGUUGAGGUCAAUUCUAACCAAAAUCAUGGAGAAAAAAGAACGGGCGAUGAUUUCAAGGGAAAGCGACGAUCACGAAGAUUUACUAUCGUUGUUGUUGAAAUCGACCAUGAAAGCAAACGGGGAUCUGGGGAUGAGCGUGGACGAGGCGAUCGAAGAGUGUAAAUCGUUCUAUUUCGCCGGGCAAGAGAGCUCUUCGAAUCUUUUGGUUUGGACCAUGAUUUUGUUGAGCCAACACCCAAUAUGGCAAACGAGAGCCCGGGAGGACAUCCGCCAAGUUUUUGGACAAAAUAAACCAAAUUACGAAGGGUUAAGUCGCCUAAAAGUCGUAACCAUGAUUCUAUACGAGGUUCUCCGGCUAUACUCACCUGCAACCAUUUUCACACGAAUCACAUACAACGAGACCAAACUCGGAGACCUAACCGUACCCGCAGGGGUACAAUUCCUGUUGCCGGUAAUAUUUGUACAUCACGAUCGUGAAAUUUGGGGGGAAGAUGCAAAGGAGUUCAAUCCCGAGAGAUUUUCUGAGGGAAUAGCAAAGGCAACGAAGAACAAGCUCGCCUUUUUCCCUUUCAGUUGGGGCCCUCGAAUUUGCAUCGGGAAUAACUUUGCAUUGAUGGAAGCUAAGCUGGCCAUAUCGACAAUCCUACAACAUUUCUCAUUCGAACUAUCACCUUCCUACACUCACUCCCCUUCAUACGUUGUUACCCUUCAACCCCGAUAUGGUGCUCACUUGAUUCUCCACAAGAUAUAGCAUCCAAACCAGUGGUUCGUGUUAUAUUCGGAAGUUUGUGGUUAACACGACCCCUAACUCAUCGUGCUAGGAACUGCUAUAGCUAGCACCG
Messenger RNA from Cynara cardunculus var. scolymus (artichoke), 1636 nucleotides. RefSeq names its product cytochrome P450 CYP72A219-like. Gene Ontology annotation, molecular function: heme binding; iron ion binding; monooxygenase activity. NCBI's taxonomy places the organism in Eukaryota, Viridiplantae, Streptophyta, Magnoliopsida, Asterales, Asteraceae. Bases 1 to 1545 code for a protein of 514 amino acids. The transcript is spliced from 5 exons. The record is from RefSeq and is a predicted model, not a curated record.